Rhizopus microsporus ATCC 52813 is the source of this 216-nucleotide messenger RNA. RefSeq lists its product as uncharacterized. Bases 1 to 216 code for a protein of 71 amino acids. Lineage: Eukaryota; Fungi; Mucoromycota; Mucoromycetes; Mucorales; Rhizopodaceae. The record is from RefSeq and is a predicted model, not a curated record. The transcript has 2 exons.
AUGUCAAAAGACGAAGAUAAAGGGUUCGUUUUGAACAAGCGUAGUGAAGCGCCUUCUAGCAAGCCUCAACAGCAUCGGUGUAAUGGGCAUUUAGAGGAUUUACUGGAAGGAUUGACGAAAUGGCCAAUGGAUGUGUCAAAACCGUUUAAUGUGUUUCUUGAAUGCCUUAAAUCACAACCUGGCAAUGAACCUCCACGCUAUAAACCAAGCUCAUAG